Messenger RNA from Raphanus sativus (radish), 4208 nucleotides. Its product is annotated as putative lysine-specific demethylase JMJ16. The record is from RefSeq and is a predicted model, not a curated record. Bases 274 to 3858 code for a protein of 1194 amino acids. NCBI's taxonomy places the organism in Eukaryota, Viridiplantae, Streptophyta, Magnoliopsida, Brassicales, Brassicaceae. Gene Ontology annotation, molecular function: histone H3K4me/H3K4me2/H3K4me3 demethylase activity. Gene Ontology annotation, biological process: chromatin remodeling. The transcript has 12 exons. Gene Ontology annotation, cellular component: nucleus.
AUGAUAUCCUGUGCUUGCUUUUGUUGUUGUUCAUAUUUGUUUCUUGAGUGAUUUUAAUAGAUACCAAACAUGGACCUGUAGAUUUAAUUCCCAAUUUGCCCUUUUUCUUCUUCCUUCAUCCCUUGAUUGUUUUUUUUUUCUCUGGGAAUAUAGAAAAAGAUCUCUCAAAUCCUUGUUACCGAUUCUGAGUCCCGAUUACCUGAACCUGGCUGCAGUUGAUGGACCUUUGACCAUCCAAUUCAAGAAACCCUAGAUUCAACUAUAGAGUAUGUAAUGGGGACAGAGCUAAUGAGAGUCUGUAUGAAAGAAGAGAGUGAUGAGUUACCAUCUGUUCCUCCUGGCUUUGAAUCAUAUGCUACUCUCACCCUAAAAAGAGUACUCCCUGGUGGUGGUGCUGCUGCUACUGAUAAAACCAUGGAAAGUGUUUCUCCUGUAACCGAACAAGCUAAGAAGAUGGAGACUGAAUCCGAUGAACUCAAAGCUGCUCGGUCUCUAAGGCGUAGACCUUGGAUUAACUAUGCCGGAUGUGAUGAUGAUUCUACUGCACCAAACAAUGACAAUGCAUAUUCUCAGAAUCUUAAUCAAAAUUGUACUCCGAAUACUUCUCUUCCAAAGGGUGUGACCCGGGGAUGUGCAGAAUGUAAUGACUGCCAAAAGGUAACCGCGAGAUGGCAUCCAGAUGAAGCUCGUAGACCCGAGCUUGAAGACGCCCCUAUAUUCUACCCCAGUGAAGAGGAGUUUGAAGACACUCUGAAUUAUAUUGCUAAAAUAAGACCAGAGGCUGAAAAGUAUGGAAUCUGUCGCAUUGUUCCUCCUCCUUCCUGGAAACCCCCUUGCCCUCUGAGAGAAAAGCAAGUAUGGGAAGGUUCUAAAUUCACCACACGUGUCCAAAGAGUUGAUAAGCUUCAGAAUCGGAGUUCAAUGAAGAAGAUUACUAAUCAGAUGAGAAGGAAGAAAAGAAAGUGCAUGAAAACGGGAGUGGAUGCUGUCACUACUAAUGGCAAUCCCGGUUCUGCAAGCACGGAGAUGAGUCAGCUUUUUGAGACGUUUGGGUUUGAACCUGGUCCAGGGUUCACUCUAAAUGACUUCAAAAAGUAUGCUGAUGAGUUCAAGACUCAGUACUUUAAAAAGAGUGAAACUUCUUCUUCUGACAAUGUAUGCAAAGUUGGUAACUCCAUAGACUGCUUGGAGCCAACAGUUGAGGAUGUUGAAGGUGAAUAUUGGCGUAUAGUAGAUAAAGCAACUGAAGAGAUAGAGGUGCUAUAUGGUGCCGACCUAGAAACCGGGGUAUUUGGCAGCGGAUUCCCCAAGAUAUCAACUAGUCAGGAGGCUUCUUCUUCUUCUUCAGACGAAAAAUAUGCAAAAUCUGGCUGGAACCUAAAUAAUUUUUCAAGGCUUCCAGGGUCCCUGCUUAAGCACGAGGGCAGCGAUAUUUCAGGUGUCCUUGUACCCUGGUUGUAUAUUGGGAUGUGCUUUUCUUCCUUCUGCUGGCAUGUUGAAGAUCACCACUUGUAUUCGUUAAACUAUAUGCAUUGGGGUGAACCAAAGCUGUGGUAUGGUGUUGCCGGGAAGGACGCUAUUAAACUCGAGGAGGCGAUGAGAAAGCAUUUGCCUGACCUUUUCGAAGAACAACCUGAUCUGCUUCAUAAGCUAGUAACACAACUCUCCCCGUCAAAACUGAAAACGGCAGGAGUACCUGUGCACCGCUGCGUCCAGCAUGCUGGAGAGUUUGUCUUGACUCUUCCUCGGGCAUAUCACGCUGGAUUUAACUGUGGUUUCAACUGUGCGGAAGCUGUGAAUGUAGCACCGGUUGACUGGUUGCCUCAUGGGCAGAUUGCCAUAGAGUUAUACUGUCAACAGGGUAGAAAAACGUCAAUCUCACAUGAUAAACUGUUGCUUGGGGCAGCAAGAGAAGUAGUGAAAGCCGACUGGGAGCUGAACUUACUGAAGAAAAAUACUUUAGAUAACCUGAGGUGGAAACAGUUCAGCGGAAAGGAUGGAAUCUUGGCAAAAACACUCAAGGCACGCAUAGACAUAGAACGUACAAGAAGAGAGUUUCUGUGCAGUUCCUCGCUUGCGUUGAAGAUGCAUAGUAAUUUUGAUGCUACCAACGAGAGAGAGUGCUGUAUAUGUUUCUUUGACCUGCACCUGUCCGCUGCUGGUUGCCGUUGUUCCCCAGAGAAGUAUACAUGUUUGACUCAUGUGAAGCAGUUGUGUUCGUGUCCGUGGGUUAGUAAAUAUUUUCUGUUUCGCUAUGAUAUCGAUGAACUGAGUGUUCUUGUUGAGGCUGUGGAAGGAAAACUUAGUGCUGUGUAUAGAUGGGCGCGUCAAGAUUUAGGAUUGGCUUUGAGUGCACACGUCUCAGGAAGCAAGAUGGAGAUGGAUGAAGAAGUAGGGAAAGUGCACAAAGACCUGAGUCCACAGGCAGCUGCAGUUGUAGGGUUAGAUGUUAAUUUACUUCUGAAAGACAAGGAGAAAGUAUUACCAAGCCACUGUAUGAAGCCUGUCAAAGAAGAAACUGUUAAUGAGUCCUCUGUUCCAAAAGCUUUAGUUUGCCAACAAUCUGAAGGAGGCAUGCUCUCUGUGGCAGCUGCUAAGUCCAGUGGUAAAAAGAAUUCACAGAAUGUACCUAGUGAUGUGAUUCUCCUCAGUGAUGAUAAUAAGCAUGACAUGCAUAGGAAACGAGGUUCAGUAUCUUCUGGCAACAAGCAGUUGAAAAUACGAGAGAGACCAACCCACGUUUUAGCGUUAGAAGCAAUUAGUAAAAUCCCUGCUCCAAAUUUAGAAAAGCAAGGAAAGUCUUUGCCUGAUACACGAAACACUACUAUAUCAUCAUCAUUGCCUGCUAAUAAUGACCAAAGAGCAGUGGGAGAGGAUGUACCGAGUUGUUCUGUAUCGCAUGUUCAAGUUAAUGCCGUAGCUGAUGGGUCUGCUCGUGAUAUAUGUAAUAGAGUGGACACAAGCAACCACGGUGGUGAAAAACCUACUAGUAGCAGUAAAUCCAAAAUCUCUGGAGGUUUGGUUGUGGUUGAUGGGACAAAAAGCAAAACAAGUACACCAUCUUGUUCGCAAAAUAACGGGACAAGAAGUAAGUCAAGUACACCAACUUGUUCGCAAAACAAUAGUCCGGAUAGGAUCAUCCGCCAAAAGGGUCCACGUAUAGCAAAAGUUGUGAGGAGAGUCAAAUGCAAAGUAGAGCCUUUAAGCUAUGGAUGUGUGCUCUCUGGAAAAUCAUGGUGCAACCGCCAAGCAAUUUUUCCCAAAGGUUUUCGUAGCAGGGUUAGGUACAUCAAUAUCGUGGAUCCAACAAACAUGUGCUUCUACAUUUCAGAGAUUCUGGAUACUGGACGCAAUAGUCCGUUGUUCAUGGUUUACUUGGAGGCUAAUCCGAGUGAGGUGUUUGCGCACUUGUCGCCUACAAGAUGCUGGGAGAUGGUAAGAGAAAGAGUAAACCAAGAGAUAAGUAAGCAACACAAAGCUGGUAAAUUAGAUCUUCCUCCUCUGCAGCCUUCUGGGAGUCCUGACGGUUUUGAAAUGUUUGGAUACACGUCACCCGCCAUCAUACAGGCUAUCGAAGCAUUAGACGUGAAUCGAGUUUGCACAGAGUAUUGGGAUUCAAGGCCUUAUUCGAGGCCACAAGUUCAGUUCCCAGCCAACACAAGCAUCCAAUCAUCAUCGGAUGUGAGAAAUCUCCAGAAAGCCCCCGGUCAAUUGGCUGCUGGAACAAACUCUACUCUCAAAGUUCUGCUGAAGAGAGCUAACGUGGAGGAACUCAGCUCACUUCAACAGGUUUUAAGUGAGUCUAACAUAGAUUUGGUAACCGAACUUGUGAAGGAAGAGCUCCAGAAUCGUAGCUGAUAUGACUCAAAAAGGAGAUUGAUUUUUAGUUGUGUACAUACAGAGUUGAUGAGGCUCACUGGCCACUGCUCAUUCUUUUUGGACACCCUUUCAGAGGAAGGAGGAUAGAAACUUGUAACUAGAUACCCCUGUUUCUUCUUCCGUUCUCUUGAAACAACAAGAACAAGGAGAAAGAAAGAAGAUGUUUAGGGUUCUUGAAACCAUUAGUUUUGGUUACUAGUCGGGUUCCCCUUUCAACAUCACUUACUAGUAGUAUCGUCAUAUGUUCCUCUGUUUUGAACGUUCAAAGGAGGACUUUGGAUUUAACGAGAUUAAAAAAUUCAAGUUCAUAUAAUUACCCUUUUCCAAUA